CCCAUUGGCUGGAAAAAGAAGACAACCACCGUUAAAGAAACCAGAUUUUAAUUGAUCUUUAAAUAAAAUGCAGCUGUGUCGCUGGCCGGUGAAUGUGGCAGACAGCAACGGGGUUUGUUCUGAAAUAUAGAGGGACUUUGACCUCCUGUUGCACCUCAAACAGAGAAUAGUGCCCGAUCGUUCCUGACAAUUAAACGACACGAUAAAGUGAAGACAGGAGGAGGAGUCUGAGAGACUGCGUGCUGCGACCGUUUCCUAUCCAGGGCGUUAAGAUGACUUCCACUCUGCUGUGCCGCCAGCUCGCUGUCAAUCUGCAGCAGAACCUGCGACUGUCGACGCCAAGUUACAGAUGCAUCAGCAAGGCUGCGACUAAGAGCUCACCGGAUCUGGAGUUCGAUGGGCCUUCCAUGAAGACCGAGGUUCCUGGUCCCAGAUCCAGGGAGCUGACAGAACAGCUGGAUAAGAUCCAGAACACCGGCGCGAUAAACUUCUUCUGCAACUACGAGGAGAGCCGAGGGAAUUACCUGGUGGACGUGGAUGGGAACAGGAUGCUGGACCUCUACACUCAGAUCUCAUCCAUCCCCAUUGGUUACAAUCACCCAGCACUCCUCAAAGUGAUGCAGAACCCGCAGAAUUUGAGCGCUUUUGUGAACAGACCCGCUCUGGGGAUUCUGCCUCCAGAGAACUUCCCUGGGAACCUGUUAGAUGCGUUACUGUCAAUCGCCCCCAAAGGCCUCCGGAAAGUCCAGACCAUGGCCUGUGGGUCUUGCUCCAAUGAAAAUGCCUACAAGGCAAUCUUCAUCUGGUACAGAAACAAGGAGAGGGGGAACAUGAAGCCCACCAAAGAGGAUCUGGAUUCGUGUUUGAUCAACCAGGCUCCUGGAUGCCCUGAGUUCAGUAUCCUAUCCUUCAUGGGUGGAUUCCACGGCAGGACUCUAGGCUGCCUCGCGACGACGCACUCCAAGGCCAUGCACAAGCUGGACGUGCCCACGUUCGACUGGCCCAUCGCCCCGUUCCCCAGGCUGCGCUACCCGCUGGAGGAGUUUGUGCGGGAGAACGCGCAGGAGGAGGCGCACUGCCUGGAGGAGGUGGAGGACCUCAUCGUGAAGUACAGGAAGAAAGGCAAGACGGUGGCCGGGAUCGUGGUGGAGCCCAUCCAGUCCGAGGGAGGGGACAACCACGCCUCUACAGACUUCUUCAAGAAGCUCCGGGACAUCGCCAAGAAGCACGGCUGUGUGUUCCAUGUGGAUGAGGUCCAGACUGGAGGGGGCGGCACUGGGAAGUUCUGGGCCCAUGAACACUGGGGGAUGGACGACCCGGCCGACAUCGUCUCCUUCAGUAAGAAGAUGCUCAGCGGAGGAUACUUCCACAAGGACGAGCUGACUCCUGCUGAGCCAUACCGAAUCUUCAACACGUGGAUGGGAGACCCAUCUAAGAACCUGCUCUUGAAUGAAGUCCUCAACGUGAUCCAGACUGAGAAUCUGCUGGACGAGGUUUCCCGGGCUGGGAAAGUGCUGAUGGAUGGACUGUAUGAUUUUCAGGCUCGCUACCCCCAUCUUCUGAGUGCAGCCAGGGGCCAGGGUACCUUCCUAGCCAUCGACGUGACAGAUGAGGCAACACGCAACAACCUGAUCAUAAAGGCCAGGAACAAAGGUGUCGUUCUCGGAGGCUGCGGAGAGCGUUCCAUUCGGUUCCGCCCCACCUUGGUCUUCAAACAGCACCACGCCCAUGUCUUCCUGAACAUCUUCAAUGACAUCCUGGCAGAGUACAAAUAGGGUGCAAGAGAGCUCCGCUUCACAGCAAAGCACAGGGUCCAAACCUCUCCCUCGAGCAAUCAAAACGAACCAAUCACAAGCCUCACAUACAAGCAAACAGCGACAAGUUCUAGAAUUUUAAAUAUCAUUUAAAAAAAUAAUUUGAAUUGUUAUGAUUUUAUAGAAGGGCUCCAGCAAAACUGUAAUCCCCGGCAUCCAUCCAGCAGGGAACGCUGCUGGGUGGAUGCAAGCAAAAACCGUCCCUUUACAACAGGAUUCGCAUACAGUAGAGCCUCGCCUGUCAGAAACUGUGGAGCUGGAGGGACACAUUAGUGACCUGAAGGAUGGGGUUUCAGUCCUUCAUAUCUUAGCAGAUGAAUAGCUACUGCAAUUUUUGAUUUUUAAAAGCGCGGGACUAUUUUGUAUUUUAAUGUGACCCACAAUUGCAUGUUAUUGUCAGGCGCUCGUGGGUAAGUCUUGGCAUUGCAAUUCCAGUAGUACAUGUGUAAUCCACCAGCACCCAUGCAGCACAAAGCAUAUGCCCUGUCCUCUCCCUCGCGUGUCUCUUUUCAAGCAGUGCCGCUCUGCUGUACUGGAGCACAGAAAGGGAAAGUUGUUGCCCUGCCACAGAUGAGUUCCUGGGUACGAUCCACUUGGGGUAACAGCCCAGAUCCCAGGGCGGGUCUCUUUUUAUGAAGGUGCGGGCGCACACUCCCGACCAUUGAGAGGCCACUGCAGUUUGGAUAAUUGAAGUGAAAAAGCAAUACCUUAAUUACAAGAUAAGAGAUGGAGAGCACACAUAGAACUGUCACUGAAGAAAUGAACAGUAUCAUACACUCUCUACACACAGUUUAAAAGGUGUACUGACAAGGCUUCACACAGUUCUAGUGUUUGAUUAAACUGCGGCAGACAGCUUUUUUCUUUUGUAAUGUGUACUGACUUUCCGUAAUUGUGGUGAAUUCAAAGUUCAUAACUGAAGCUUAGCUCGUCUGCGUAAAAGACCUUGUGAAAAAGUUUUGUAACUCAAGAAUAGAUUAAUGAAAACUUUGCCAUCGAUGCUUACUAAACUGUGCCAAGUGUGGAUGUAACCUACUAAAAACUAGUCCUGAUUCUUGUGAUUGAAAAAGAAAUGUAUCAGUAUUGUGAAAUAAACCUUAUUGUAAUUCUGUG
Messenger RNA from Acipenser ruthenus (sterlet), 2924 nucleotides. Its product is annotated as 4-aminobutyrate aminotransferase, mitochondrial. Gene Ontology annotation, biological process: GABA catabolic process. Gene Ontology annotation, molecular function: pyridoxal phosphate binding. The transcript has 15 exons. The coding region runs from base 273 to 1775 and encodes 500 amino acids. The record is from RefSeq and is a predicted model, not a curated record. Gene Ontology annotation, cellular component: mitochondrion. Lineage: Eukaryota; Metazoa; Chordata; Actinopteri; Acipenseriformes; Acipenseridae.